Nipponia nippon (crested ibis) is the source of this 2124-nucleotide messenger RNA. Lineage: Eukaryota; Metazoa; Chordata; Aves; Pelecaniformes; Threskiornithidae. The record is from RefSeq and is a predicted model, not a curated record.
CAGGCAGAAAUGGCCCACACAUGUCGCGGGACCAUCAACCUGUCCACGGCUCAUAUCGAUACUGAGGACUCUUGUAACAUCGUGCUUUCCAACGGGGGAAGGACGUACCACUUAAAGGCGAACUCGGAAGUGGAGAGGCAGCGCUGGGUCACGGCCCUGGAGCUGGCCAAAGCGAAAGCCAUCCGCAUGAGGAACAACCAGUCAGAUGACUCGGGCGAUGAGGAGCCCGCCUCACAGUCAGACAAGAGCGAGCUGCACAGCACGUUGAAAACCCUCUCGAGUAAGCUGGAGGAUCUGAGCACUUGCAAUGACCUGAUCGCGAAGCACGGGGCGGCCCUGCAGCGCUCACUCAGCGAGCUGGAGAACCUGAAGCUGCCGGCCGAGAGCGGCGAGAAGAUCAAGGCGGUGAAUGAACGAGCCACGGUCUUUCGCCUCACAUCCAAUGGUGUUGUGAAUGCUUGCCGCAAUUUCCUGGACUUAGCCGAAACUCACAGCCGAAAAUGGCAGCGGGUGCUGCAGUAUGAGCGGGAGCAGAGGAUCCGGCUGGAGGAGACCAUCGAGCAGUUAGCCAAGCAGCACAACAGCUUGGAGCGAGCCUGCCGCGGAGCCCCCGGCCUGUCCUCCAGCAGCACUGGCAUCACCAGCACUGCCAAGGGGAGCGUGCAGUCCGCCAAAGGAGAGGCCAGUGAUGAAGAUGAAGAAACAGAGUAUUUUGAUGCCAUGGAGGAUGCACCAGCUUUUAUCACUGUAACUGCAGACCCCAAGCACCACAGGCGUUCGGGCAGUAACCUGAGUGGGGCCAGCGAGGGCCACCCUGAGGACUGGAACCUGGAGGACAGUGUCUUUGAAAGCUCAAAUCAAAGCAGCUACAAUGAGUCCACUUGCAAAGAUCUCCUGCCGAAGAAAAGGAGACGGACUCGCAUCCCUGACAAACCUAACUACAGCCUUAACCUCUGGAGCAUCAUGAAGAACUGCAUCGGCAAAGAGCUCUCCAAGAUCCCCAUGCCUGUAAACUUCAAUGAGCCGCUCUCAAUGCUGCAGAGGCUGACAGAGGACCUGGAGUACCACGAGCUGCUGGACAAAGCAGUCAAGUGCGAGAGCUCCACGGAGCAGAUGUGCUUCGUCGCUGCAUUUUCAGUGUCUUCCUACUCAACGACUGUCCACCGCACCGCAAAGCCAUUCAACCCGCUGCUGGGGGAAACCUAUGAGCUUGACCGGCUGGAGGAGUUUGGCUUCCGUUCCCUGUGUGAGCAGGUGAGCCACCACCCGCCGGCAGCUGCCCAUCACGUCUUCUCCAAGCGAGGAUGGACGUUGUGGCAGGAAAUCACGAUCGCCAGCAAGUUCAGGGGCAAAUACCUCUCCAUCAUGCCACUGGGCACCAUCCACCUCGAGUUUCAUUCCAGCGGGAAUCACUAUGUCUGGAGGAAAGUCACGUCCACCGUUCACAACAUCAUCGUGGGCAAGCUCUGGAUUGACCAGUCUGGUGAAAUAGAGAUUGUUAACCAUAAGUCAAAAGAUAAAUGCCAGCUGAAAUUUACCCCCUACAGCUACUUCUCCAGAGACGUCCCCCGAAAGGUGACGGGGGUGGUGAGUGACGCCGAUGGUAAAGCCCACUACGUCGUGUCCGGCACAUGGGACGAGAAGAUGGAGUGCUCCAAGAUAGUGCAGAGCAGCCAUGGCAGCACCAGCACGGAGGGCAAGCAGAAAACCGUCUACCAGACGCUGUCUCCAAAGGUCCUGUGGAAGAAGUACCCCCUCCCGGAGAACGCCGAGAACAUGUAUUUCUUCUCUGACCUGGCCCUCACCCUGAAUGAGCCCGAGGAGCGAGUGGCCCCCACGGACAGCCGGCUGCGACCCGACCAGCGGCUGAUGGAAAGCGGCCGCUGGGACGAGGCCAACGUGGAGAAGCAGCGGCUGGAGGAGAAGCAGCGAGCCGUGCGCCGGAGGCGAGAGGCCGAGGCCGUGGAAGCCCUGGAGGAAGGCAAGGACUACGAAGGCUAUAUCCCGCUGUGGUUUGAGCGCAAGGUGGAUGCCAUGACGGGGGAGCUGAUCUGUGUCUAUAAGGGCGGCUACUGGGAGGCCAAGGACAAGCAGGACUGGAGUAUGUGCCCCGACAUCUUCUGA